CGUAGUUCAGCAUGGCUAGAGACUCAGUUGGGUUUGUUUACAGCAGCUGUGCUCUGUGGAAACACGUUGUGUCGGUAUUUAAGACGUAAACAGUUACAUCUCAUGCAUGUAGUUACAGAGAGACAGUUAGAGACGUGCUCCAACGUAAAUCCAUGAAAUAAACGCAGCCUAAUUUGCUAACGUCGUAAGCCACACAGCGAGAGAUAGAGGCAGAGAGAGAGAGAUGUCAGGUUUCAGCGCUGAACUUAUCGACUACCUGGAAGGCAGGAUUACAUUUGAGGAGUUUGACAGGAGGAGAGACGAGCGGCUCGCCAAGUCAGCGAAACAAGAACUAGAUGAAGACGAGCAGGAUGAUGCUCAGCCGACCACUUCUGGCCGCGCACAACAGGAUAUCGAUGGCAUCAGUCCCAUGGUCCAGCAGGCCUUUGCCUCCAUGCUGGGAGAAAAAACAGAGCCACCGUCUUCAGAAGAGGAAGAGGAGGAGGAGGAUAGCUUGAGCUAUGUUGACGAUGAAGAUGAUGCAGAUUUUGUGGUGAAGGAGAAGAUGGCGAUGGAGGAGGAUGAGGGGAAGGAAGGGAGGAGAAAGAGAAGGAGAAAGAAGGUAAAGGACGAAGAGGCAGAGGAAGAGGGGCAGCAACAGGAGACGGAGAACCCGACGGUGGGGGAGGUCUUCGCCCUGGAGAUGGAGCUGAACCGGGAGAACAAGAAGAUGAUGAAGGAGCGGCGAAAUCGCAGUAAGCUGCCCAGAGCUCUGAGAGGCCUGAUGGGAGAAGCCAACAUCCGCUACGCCCGCGGAGAGAAGGAAGACGCCAUCCUGAUGUGCAUGGAGAUUAUAAGACAGGCUCCUCUGGCCUAUGAGCCUUUCUCCACGCUGGCCAUGAUCUACGAGGAUAACGAAGACAUGGAGAAAGCUCUGCAGUUCGGCCUGAUCGCCGCUCACCUGAACCCGUCCGACUGCGAGGAGUGGAUCAAGCUGGCAGAAAUGUCUCUGGAGCAGGACAACGUGCGGCAGGCCAUCGUCUGCUACUCUAAGGCCCUCAAGUACGACCCGACCAACGUUCGCUACCUGUGGGAGCGCUCCAGCCUGCACAUGCGUCAGGGCGAUCACAAGCAGUGCAUGGACGGCUACCGCAGGAUCUUGAGCCUGCUGCCGCUGGAAGAUGGAGAGCACUUCAUGCAGCUCUCCAAAGACAUGGCCAAGAGUUACUAUGAGAGUAAUGACCUGCCGGCAGCUUUAGGUGUGAUGGAGGAAGCUCUGAAGCGGCACCCAGGCCUGGUCACUGAUGAUGUCAUCAACAUGGCCGCUGAGCUCUACAUCGCCAACCACCAGCACAGAAAAGCCCUGCAGGUCUUGAUCCAGUUCUCAGGUAUAUUUCUGGUGAGGGCUGAAACCAAAUCAGACUCCACCGUGCCAAUGGAUGAGAAGAAGGAAGAGGAGAAGAUGACAAUGGUGGAGGAGGUGAAGCAGAAAGACGAGGAGGAAGCAGAGAUGAAGACGGCUGAUGAGGACAAAGCGAUAGAGGAGCUGGGUGACGUGGUGGCAGUGGACAUACCCGACAACGUCCCUGUGGACAUCAGAGCCAAGCUGAUGGUCUGCCUCAUACACCUGCACGUCUACCAGCCUCUGGAGGUGCUUCUGACAGCACUGAUGGAGCACAGCCCAGAGGAGGUGGGGGAUUUGUAUCUUGAUGUCGGUGAAGCCUUCCUGGAGGAGGGCAAGUACGUGUCGGCUCUGCCUCUGCUGUCAGCCUUGGUCACAUCAGACAAGUACAACCUGGCUGUUGUCUGGCUCAGACAUGCAGAGUGUCUGAAGGCGCUCGGGCACUUGGAGGCGGCAGCAGAUAGCUUCACUAAGGUGGUGGAGAUGGCUCCCCAGCACCUCGAGGCCCGGCUCUCCCUGUCCACCGUGCAGCAGCAGCUGGGCCGGCCGCUCUGCGCCCUCAAGGCCCUGGAGUCCAUGUAUGACACCAACACAGUGGCACAGGACUCGUCAGCUGCACAAAAGGAAUUAAAGCUGCUGUUGCAUCGCUCCACACUGUUGAAGACUCAGGGCCGAAUAACAGACUACCUGGAUACUCUGAUCACAAUGAUAUCCAUGCUGCUGAAGGUGGCCAUGCAACGUGCCAAGGUGUGUGCGCGCUCUGUAAUCAUGUCCGGGGAACGCCACUUGAAUCUGGUCAAGGUCAAAGACAUGCAGCCGGACAUCGCAGACCAGGAAGCUGCAUACCAGGACAUCAGCGGUAAAACCAGCGUUCUGUCCCGGGAGGACUGGUGGCAGCUGCUGGUCAGCUGUGCGCGGACGCUGUGCGAGGAGCACCGUUACGGGGAGGCUGAGCUGCUGGUCGAGUCCGCCAUGGAGUUCUUCUCCUUCUACGAAAACAAACCCAAGAGGAAGGAGCUGGAGUUCUUCGGCCUGUCAGCCGCCUUCCUUGACCGCAACUACCGCAAGGCCUACGACUACAUCAGGUUGAUGCUGAUUGACAAUGUUGAACGCCCUCAACUUUGGAACGUUUUCAACCAGGUGACGUUAAACUCACAGCACCAGCGCCACCAUCGCUUCUGUCUGCGCCUGAUGCUGAAAAACCCCGACAACCACGCCUUGUGUGUCCUCUGUGGGCACAAUGCCAUGGUGUCCGGCAGCUUCAAACAUGCUCUGGGCCAGUAUGUGCAGGCCUUCAAGACUCAUCCCAGCAACCCUCUGUACAGCCUGUGUGUGGGACUCACCUUCUUCCACAUGGCCUCGCAGAAAUUUGUAGCGAAACGGCAUCCACUGCUGCUGCAGGGUUUCUCGUUCCUGUGGCAGUAUGUGGAGCUGCGUGGAGAGUGUCAGGAGAGCAUGUACAACCUGGGCAGGGCGCUGCACCAGGUGGGCCUGGCCCAUCUGGCCAUACACUACUACCAGAAAGCGCUGACGCUGCCCCCACCCAAACUAGAGGGUAUAGAUGAUGAUCAGGUGGAUCUGAGGAGAGAGAUCGCCUUCAACCUCUCCCUCAUCUACCAGGCCAGUGGCAACAUGGAGAUGGCUCGCCAGCUCAUCAACACACACUGCGUUAUUUGAACACACACACACACACACACACACACACACACA
Molecule: messenger RNA, 3091 nt
Organism: Myripristis murdjan (pinecone soldierfish)
Lineage: Eukaryota; Metazoa; Chordata; Actinopteri; Holocentriformes; Holocentridae
Gene: gtf3c3
Product: general transcription factor IIIC, polypeptide 3
Exons: 19
Coding region: 224-3058 (944 amino acids)
Biological process (GO): transcription by RNA polymerase III
Cellular component (GO): transcription factor TFIIIC complex
Molecular function (GO): protein binding
Source: RefSeq, a predicted model, not a curated record